AUGGACAUCUCGCAGAACAAGCAACGUAUGCUCUGCGGCGAGCUCUACCAUGCCAUGACGCCUGAGCUGACAGCAGAGCGCGCACGAUGCAGGCAAGCUUGCAGACGCUUCAACGAUGCCGGUGAUGUACCGCGUCGCAGGCUAGUCCAACUGUUUCGAGACAUCAUCCAAGACGAAACCCCUCUUCCACCACCAGCACCUACAACAGAUGAAGACGCCAAGCUGUUCGAGGCUGAACCAUGGAUUAACCCACCGGUUACUAUGGACUAUGGAUAUAAUGUGCGUUUGGGCAAACAUGUCUUUGUCAACUUCCACGCCGUCUUCCUCGACACCUGUCUUACUACUAUUGGCGCACGCACACUCGUCGGUCCGAACGUCAACUUCUACUCAGCUACUCAUCCUCUCGACCCAGCCAUCCGGAACGGCCUUAGCGGGCCUGAGUUGGGCAAGGAGAUCCACGUUGGCGAAGACUGCUGGAUCGGUGGCAAUGUUUGCAUACUGCCUGGUGUUAUGAUUGGUAGAGGUAGCGUCGUAGGCGCAGGAAGCGUCGUUACGAAGAGCGUCCCAGAGUUUACAGUCGUCGCUGGCAAUCCCGCUCGCAUCAUCCGCAAGAUCGAGACCGAAAUGGACUCUGAAAGCAAUAGUCGCCAUGCUGGCAGGCAGAACGACCUGCAGCACUGA
Messenger RNA from Alternaria conjuncta, 681 nucleotides. RefSeq lists its product as uncharacterized. Gene Ontology annotation, molecular function: acetyltransferase activity. NCBI's taxonomy places the organism in Eukaryota, Fungi, Ascomycota, Dothideomycetes, Pleosporales, Pleosporaceae. The record is from RefSeq and is a predicted model, not a curated record. Bases 1 to 681 code for a protein of 226 amino acids. The transcript has 2 exons.